AUGGUAUUAAGUCGUCCCGACCAUACCAUUAAGAUUAAACUCCAGCGAUACCAGGGAAUCAUAAGACUGGAAGGAGAAAAUCAAACUGAGUCAAUCAGAGACGACAUAUCCUUGGUGAUACAAAAGCACAUCAAAGAUUUGGAAAGCCAGGGAAUCCCACCGGAAGUAACGAAAGGAUUUUCAGCAAGUCUUGAGCUGCACGCUGACAACACAUUCCUUUGGGUGGCAUUGAUUAUUGAUGUCCUGAAAAAGCACCUCGAAACUGGGGGAGGAGUGUCAAGAGGCGAUAUAGAAGACAUAUUGCGUGAUCGUGAUAUAUUUUCUAUUUACCGGCGGAUGCUUAGAAAGCUUGACCAGCGGCGCGAUAAUGAUGCGCGUAAAAUGUUACAAAUCAUCAUUGCUGCGAAAACUGCCUUCAGCAUAGAGCAGAUGGUUGCGGCCCUAACUGUACGGCCAUCGCAUACUACUUUACAGGACAUAGAAUCAGAUUUCAAAUCUCCGCUAGAGGGCUACGUCAAAGCCCUCUGUGGGAACUUUGUGAGGGUUAUUGAUGGGGAGAUACACCUGGUUCAUCAGACAGCCAGAGAAUUUCUCCUUGAACAAGCCCAAGGGGACAAAGUCUUAGAGGAUGGAUGGCAGCACUCAAUAUCUAUGAUUGAGUGUAACAGAACUCUACUGCGAGCCUGUACCCUAUAUAUGAUUUGUGGGAAAAGGUGCAACUGGAACGCAUCUCUCUAUGAUCGAGAUUUGAAAAUCGCAACGAAAUGCCUAAUUAGGGACCAGCCAUUGCUCAAGUAUGCAAUUUUAAAUUGGCGUAUUCAUAUCGAUGAAUCCAAUUUAACUGAAGACAUGACCCUGUUCAAACAGGUUGUCGAGUUUUGUGAGCCCAGUGCUACGAAUCGUGAGAAUUCUCGAUGGUUGAUAACGCCAUUUGACGUCGAUCUCUUGGGACACCAUGGCUGUGAUGUCAAUGUCAGCAACAGAAAGCUACAAACUCCCUUGGAUAUCGCCGUUAAAUAUGGCAAUUUAGAAGUAGCCAAUACUCUUCUGAAGGCUGGGGGUAUGGUCCAUUUGUCGAAAGAUGAAGAGGUCUCAUACUAUGAGCAUUGGCGGAAAAUAUUCCAGUCUUUUGUUGAAGAAUGGCCUCACCUAAUUACGUCCUAUCCAGAAAGGAGCUGGAUCUCGGAAGGGCAAUUGGAUUUCAUAGGGCUCCAAGGUCAUAUCUUAAUCAACAAUUCUAUUGACACGAACUCAAGGGUCACAUCUGACGUUUUGAAAUAUUUGUUUCGAGGUAACCAGGAAACAGUGGACUGGAUCAUGACCAAGAAAAGUGACAUUGAUGUGAAGGGCGCUAUUGAAACAUACAAUCUGGACACCUAUUUUCAAAAGGAGAAGUUGAUAGCGGGUGACUUUUCUUAUUCCGCAAUCCUGGAAGCCAUCAGAGCGGAUCCAAUACCGGUCAUAAAUGCUUUGAUUCGUCUCUCUGGCGAUGACAAGAAGACGGAGGCCCACAUCAUCGCCCAGUAUGGUGAUGCCAGUAUGAUGAGUAUGUUCCAUGCAUCCAACUCAGUUCUCAGAACUAUUGACGGAGAGGGGAAAAGACCGCUCGAUUACUUGUUGGGCCGCAAGACGAUGCAUAAUACGGUUAUUCAGCAAUUCGUACCUGAGGACGAGGAUAGUGACAUCGAAAUCAACUCAGAGAGCAGAGAGUACGAUGAGUCAGUUGAUAGUUUGACCUAGACUUCACUUAACUUGAUAUAGCUUAAGU
Daldinia vernicosa is the source of this 1768-nucleotide messenger RNA. RefSeq lists its product as uncharacterized. The transcript has 2 exons. The coding region runs from base 1 to 1740 and encodes 579 amino acids. The record is from RefSeq and is a predicted model, not a curated record. Gene Ontology annotation, molecular function: protein binding. NCBI's taxonomy places the organism in Eukaryota, Fungi, Ascomycota, Sordariomycetes, Xylariales, Hypoxylaceae.